AUGGAAUAUUGUAAAUUUAAACGUGGUAAACGAAAAAAUCUAUUGGAAAAGAGGAGAAAUAAAAAUUAUAAAUUAAACGAUUUAAAUAUUCAAAAAUUAUUGAAUUAUAAGCGUUCAAUUAAUCGUUUCGAAGAAUUAAUCGACAAAUCGAUAAGAAAACUUUGUGAAAAUCCUUUAAAAGAAAUUAUGGAAUUUAUUGAGAAUAGUUGGUUGGAGACGAAAAAUUUUCGAGAUGUUCCUACUGGUAUUGUCAGAUGCGGAAAUUUUGAAGGAUUUCGUUUAGAGGAUUUUAUCAGUGCAAAAUAUGGCAAAAGAUUGAUUAAACUGGGACAUCCAGUACCAUCUAUAUAUUUAGUUGUACAAAUGAUACGUAAAACGCCAGAAGGAAAAUGUAUAAUUUUAAAUCAAAUUGAAAGUAUAUCUGGUUCUUUUAUUGAUGAUCUUAUAUCACUUAUUGCUGAUGAUAACUGGAAAAUACCUUUAGCUAUAAUUAUAACGAUCUCUGGUGAUCUAAGCGCUAUAUAUUCACGAUGCUCUUAUCAGUCAUAUUCUCGAAUGUCUAUUAAACAGUUUCAGUUCCCAUCGCCAAUAACUUUUCUAAAUGCCGUUACGGAUCUAAUAGCUUUUGAUCCUGGAGUUGAGUUCAAAGUUGAUGGAAAAUUACUGGAAAUUGUGAGGAGAAGAUUUUUAGAUGUUUCUUUUUCCAUUGAUGAAGUGAAAAAAAUCGUUAGUUUUAUGAUGCUGCAAUAUUAUAUAGAAUCAGAAACGGGGGAACAUAAUUUAGACGAUAAUUCGCUUAUAAUUCUCAAUCAAUAUAAGGCAUUCCUCGAACUUUUGUUUGAUUUUUCUUGUGGUUUUUCAUCACAAAUGAAAGAUAUUUAUGAUCUCCAUCAAGCUAUACAAACGAAUAAUUUUUUUUCGAGUAAAAACGACAUAUUUUCCUCAUGGAAAGGUUUUUGGUUAACGUGGGAUGCGGUGGAAAUGAUAGAUGCGUUAGAAAAAAUAAUACCUCUUGUUCGGAAUCUCAAUAAACCACUCGCGGAUGCUAUGACAAAAUUGAAAGAUGAUCUUGAGCAUUUGGAAGUUAGAAUUGAGAAAGCUCGUUCUGUUCUUUGUCAAGUUCAAGCAAAACCUGCAACAACUCCUCUGAAGAUGACACAUGACGAGAUGCAACAAAGAAUGAAAGAAAAGAUUUUGCAAAAAAAGAAAUUGGAUGUGCUAUCUGGUGAUCGUCAAACGUUUUUGAAGUUAAUAACUCAAGCAUUUUCAUCUUUUCUUCUUCCUUACGAUAAAAUUCCAGCAUUAAAAGAUUCACUGCUUCAUGGUGCUUCGGAUUUAUGCAGACUUUGUAUACCAUCAGUUCAUGAAUCGUUGGAAUAUGUCAUUGGUCGGCGCCAUAAGGAAUGCGUCUCCACUGCUGUUAUUCUUAUUUAUUAUUCUUUGCAGUCAUGCUUAUCACAACUAGACAUAUGUGUCGCUUAUCAAACAUUGCAAACAUUUUGGACAAGUGGUAAAAGCGUACCAUUGAAAGGAUGGUUUAAAGAAUUCAUCAAAGAAAUUAGUCAAAUACCUAAUACUGAUAAUUUGUAUCGUUUCUAUAGAUCUGUUAUUGAAUUGGAAAUGCUUGGAAUAAUCAAAGCAAUAAGUAGCAAUAAUCUUUCUGCUGUUUCUUUGCUACAUGUUCCGUCAUCAUUUGAAAUUUUUAUUGAAAUUUUAGUUUUAUUCAUUUUUCGAUUUUACCGUAUUUAUAGGUAUAUGUCGGAGGAAUCGAAAGACGGAGGAGAGGAUUUAAAUGAUGUGGACGAUAAUAAUAUAGGUGAUGAGAAUCGAAAUGAGAAUGGAUUCAAUUUGCAUGACAAUCGGGCAAAUAUUAUUGGUGAUAAUGGGGAUGAAAACUGCCAACUUGCAGAUAGUAGUGGAAGUGAGCCGAGUACUUUGUCAGAUAUACAAAAUGGUCUAAUUUCGAUUAAUAGCGAGAGUAACUCGAGUUGUAAUGAUGAAGAGGAUCGAUUGUCUCAAAAAUCGCAAAGUUUUGGAUCCAAUUUAAGCGAUAAAAUUCGAGAAAAGACCUUCGAUGUUCAGUUGUACAGUUCAGAGAUACAAGGAAAAGCUAUAAGUAAUCUCGUUAUAUAUGGUAUUGCAAUGCUUAUUAUACCGGUUAGCGUUCUACUUUCAUUACGGUCCUUUUUCCAUGGUUUUCUGGAUUUCGAAUAUUUAACAGCAAACAUAUGGGCUGCGGGCAUUUCUGUUUUUGUAAUUUAUUUGAUAUUGUUUUGUCUAAUGCGAACGGCUUUAAAUGAAGAAAAAGAAUUGGAAAAAAUGAAGAAGAAAGAUCAAUAG
Molecule: messenger RNA, 2340 nt
Organism: Dracunculus medinensis (Guinea worm)
Lineage: Eukaryota; Metazoa; Nematoda; Chromadorea; Rhabditida; Dracunculidae
Source: the annotation of a GenBank genome assembly